AUGUCGACCCAUAGUUUUGUUGCCCACUUUUUGAAGCAAAAUAAUUACUUAGAAACGCUCAAAGCGUUUGAAAAAGAACAUGGAUCACCCAUAUCGACCGAAACCGGCCACGACGAGUCGUUGGAUCAAAUUAUACAGGAUAGAGUCUCAUUUUCCAAAGACUUUGAGAUUCUGGAUUUGCUGUUAAACGACGCAAAUCAAGCCAUUGUGGAUCAAGAGCUUCCCAAUUGGUCGACGCCGUACCCAAGUACGAAAUACAAGCUCAAAGAAGUGACAGGAUUGACUAUUUCUGCCGCAAUUGUGACAGACAAGGUUAUCGCCAGCAGCAACGAUGGAAGUAUUUCAAUUUAUGAUUAUGAAGGAAAUCGGUUGAGUCGAAAAGAACGAUUCUUGGGCGGUGUAGUUGCCAAAUCUGUUGUUAGCGUGGGAAAAAAUGACGUUUUAAUUGUUGGAAUGAAUGGAAAUAUUUACCUUUGUCGUCUUGAAGGUGAUGAAUUGGUCAAAUUAUUUGAUUUGGCGCUACACAAAGGACUUGUAGUGGACUGUGGAUAUGCCGAGGUGAAUCAGAACCGCUACUUUGUUACCAUUGGGUGGGAUAAAAUGGUCAAAUUGGUGAAAAUUUCCAAAGACAAAAUUGAAGAAAUUGCGACCUACAAACUGACGUUGGCAGGUACAUGUAUUGGCGUUUGUGGUUACAAUGGAAGUGUCAUAGUUGUUCUAGGACGAACGGAAAGUACGCUUUUGGACGUUUUGGCAUUGGAAAACCUGGAAAAUAAUGUACCAGAAAUGGUUCCAGUGUACAAAAUCUCACUCAACGAUGCCGAGUUUAUGGCCAAUGGUUUCACACCACGAUGUAUCAGUAUAGCCCAGGGCAAGACAAAACCACUCAUAGCAGUGGCAACGUCUCAGGAACCAUUUAUGAGGGUGAUAAUAGUAUCUUUAUCAAAGGAAGCCAUCGAGUCAAAAGAUAACAAAGUUCGCCGGGGCCAAAUUUUGACGAAUACCAACUCAAUGGCACCCCAAGAUAAGUUUUCGCAGCCGCUUAUUUGCUGGCGCCAACCGCACGCGUCUGGAGUGUGGGCAUUUGGCGAAGAUGGCAUCAUCAGGUGCUUAGAUGUGAAAAAACAGCAGGUAGUUGCAGCCAUUGAUGGGCACAAGGGCCGAGUCAAAUGUGUAGCAAUGGGUACCAAGAUGGUGACAUUUGGAGCAGAUAAGAAAGCCUACAGGUGGACAGAAAAUUGA
Molecule: messenger RNA, 1242 nt
Organism: Meyerozyma guilliermondii ATCC 6260
Lineage: Eukaryota; Fungi; Ascomycota; Pichiomycetes; Serinales; Debaryomycetaceae
Exons: 1
Coding region: 1-1242 (413 amino acids)
Molecular function (GO): protein binding
Source: RefSeq, a predicted model, not a curated record